UGGGUGUUUCCGCAUUCCGCAGAGAACUGUCAGCCAGAAGCGCGAGUUGGAGAGGGGGACUGUCGCGUCUGUGUGCACAAACCUCCUCAGUAAUUCCCAGAGGAAUAGCGGUCCGUCGCCAGGGGAGCAGGGAUGCCUUACAUGUUCAUCAGCACGCAGAUCCGAUUGGAGAACGGUCCAACAAAUGUGGGAGAUGAAUAUUCUGAUCCAGUUGUCAUGAAUUACCUGGGAGCAAGGAAAACAACCAUGCUGGGAAACAAUUUUUCCGAGUACCAUGUGGAUGACCCUCCUCGCCUGGUGUUGGACAAGUUGGAGAAGAUCGGCUUCCGCGUGCUGACGAUGACGGGGGUGGGACAGACGCUGGUGUGGUGCAUCCACAAGGAGACGGAGUGAUCAGACUGUUGACUGUAUAAAAAGGGGUCAUUGCUGUGUUCCCAACAUUUAUAUGGCACAUAAUGGGAAUGUAAUGGGAACAUGACAAACGGUCUUUUGUUCCCCAGUCCUAGUGAUAUGGUUAGGGGAUUGGGGAACAUAGAUACGCUCUCAUAUCAAAAUACCUGUAUAAGCCUUAAAAGGAUGAAUGAACUGUGAUGAAGAACUUAGUCGACUUUUUUUUAAAACGUUGCUUCUUGGCUCUACAUUUAACACACAGACAGAUUCUAAAUCAGCCUUUUGUCAAGAGAAAAUGAAGUUCUUAGAUUGAGAUAAUCCCAGACGUAAGGUUUCAGAUUACGUUCAAUGGGUGACAGUUCACCAAUUUCAGGGGAACACCAAACUACAUUCCAGAGAUUUUACGAGACAUAUUGUUUGCUAUUUACUACUGGCAGUGGGGGACAGUUUUUCUGCUAAUACGUAAGAACUUAAUUAAAGGCAUGUCUGAAAGGCCUCACCCAAGUAAAUAAAACACUAUGCUAGAUACAUUUAUGUGUAUAGAUACUUCUGUAAGUGUAUCAUAUGCUCAUGAUUAAAUGAUGUAAUGAUGUGGA
Molecule: messenger RNA, 986 nt
Organism: Dicentrarchus labrax (European seabass)
Lineage: Eukaryota; Metazoa; Chordata; Actinopteri; Moronidae
Gene: gchfr
Product: GTP cyclohydrolase I feedback regulator
Exons: 3
Coding region: 133-393 (86 amino acids)
Biological process (GO): negative regulation of biosynthetic process
Cellular component (GO): cytoplasm; nucleus
Molecular function (GO): GTP cyclohydrolase binding
Source: RefSeq, a predicted model, not a curated record